GGCGUGCCUGCUGACCUCCAAAUCUUCACUGAACAUAUGCAGAUUCAGCAGGAGCAGAUGGAGUCGGUGAUGGACUGGCUGAGCAGUCAACCGAGGGCUGCCCAGCUGGUGGACAAAGACAGCACCUUCAUCAACACCCUGGAGUACUACCUGAGCCGCUACCUGAAAGACGUCAAGCAGCACUACGUGAAGGCAGACAAGCGGGAUCCUGAAUUUGUUUUCUAUGACCAGCUGAAGCAAGUAAUGAACGCGUAUAGGGUCAAGCCAGCCAUCUUCGACCUGCUCCUGGCUCUCUGCAUAGCAGCCUACCUUGGCGUGGCAUACAUCGCUGUCCAGCAUUUCGGCCUCCUUUACAAGCUGGUCCAAAGGGUCUCUCGGAAAUCCAAACAGCAAUGAAAGCAGAAAAGCCCAGAAAUCUUCUCCUGGUGUCGUUUCUUCCUCCGUUGGAUCCUGCUUCUCCUCUCCUUCCUGCUCCUCCUCCUCCUCCUCCUCCUCCUCGCCAGGGGCAGGACGCAAAAGCUCAAGAUGGUAAACCAAUAAAACACAAACAAAAAAAGCACCACCAACCAACAGCCACACUCUUUCUCUCCCAUCCUUGCAUUUCUGCAAAAGCUCCUUUUCCUUCCCUCUUUUUCCCUGGCACGGAAACUGCCGAG
Messenger RNA from Notechis scutatus (mainland tiger snake), 656 nucleotides. The record is from RefSeq and is a predicted model, not a curated record. NCBI's taxonomy places the organism in Eukaryota, Metazoa, Chordata, Lepidosauria, Squamata, Elapidae.